CGCUGGUCAGCAGCGGGAGGUGUGUGAGCCUCGCACUGACCGUAGAGCCUCGGGCGCAAUCGCCAGGGAGCUAGGACUCGGCGACUGGGCUGCCGGGCCACCCGGCCUAGGCUCCAGAGGCGCAAACUGAUGGGACUAGCUCGCUCGGCAGUGUCUCCGCGCUCUUCUAAGUACACUGAGCGGGCCCCGCGCUGAAGUCGAAGCUGUCGGGGGGCGCGCAGCCCGGAGUCCCAGUGUGGCCUGGAAGAACGGAGCCCGUGCUAGGGCGGCCCGGUCGGGAGCCCCCAGGCCGAGCUCGUGUGGUGGGGAGACUCCCACUUCUUCCCAGGGGUGCCGAUCCCGGGGCGGUCGAGGCGUCCGGGCGGCCACCGAGUCCCCAGCGGUGAGACCCCGUCGGGGAGAGGUCGCACAGUCCCAAACAGUCUCGGGGAGCCGAGCGGAAUCGGACGGGAUCACCCGGGGGCGCAGAGCCCCCGUCGUGCUUCGUGCGGCGGAGAGGCCAGUGGAGCGAGCCCUCGGAGGCCACAGCUCAUGCUCGGGUUGGGGGCGGCUGCCCAGUGAGUCCUCCUGGCCGGCGGGGCGGAGAAGAGCGACACCGAAGCCGGCGGGAGGGGAGCACUUCAAGGCCGGCGGCUGCGGAGGAUGGGCGCCUGAGCUUCUCGGAGCGCAGCGCGGCACGGGAAGGCGAGGCCAGCUUUGCUGAGGAGGCGCCAGGGCAUCCCGAAGUGCAGCCUGCCCCAGGGAAGAUGGCCCGGCCUGGCCAGCGUUGGCUCGGCAAGUGGCUUGUGGCGAUGGUCGUGUUGGCGCUGUGCCGGCUCGCCACCCCGCUGGCCAAGAAUCUAGAGCCCGUGUCCUGGAGCUCCCUCAACCCCAAGUUCCUCAGUGGGAAGGGCCUGGUGAUCUACCCGAAGAUUGGAGACAAGCUGGACAUCAUCUGCCCCCGAGCAGAAGCUGGGCGGCCCUAUGAGUACUACAAGCUGUACCUGGUGCGGCCUGAGCAGGCAGCUGCCUGCAGCACCGUGCUCGACCCCAACGUGCUGGUCACCUGCAAUAGGCCAGAGCAGGAAAUCCGUUUCACCAUCAAGUUCCAGGAGUUCAGCCCCAACUACAUGGGCCUGGAGUUCAAGAAGCACCACGAUUACUAUAUUACCUCUACAUCCAAUGGGAGCCUGGAGGGACUGGAGAACCGGGAGGGAGGUGUGUGCCGCACACGCACCAUGAAGAUCGUCAUGAAGGUUGGGCAAGACCCCAAUGCUGUGACGCCCGAGCAGCUGACUACCAGCCGGCCCAGCAAGGAGGCAGGCAACACUAUCAAGAUGGCUACACAGGCCCCCGGUGGUCGGGGCUCCCUGGGUGACUCUGACGGCAAGCACGAGACUGUGAACCAGGAUGAGAAAAGUGGCUCCGGUGGGAGUGGAGGCAGCAGCGGGGACCCCGACAGCUUCUUCAACUCCAAGGUGGCGUUGUUUGCGGCCGUGGGCGCCGGCUGCGUCAUCUUCCUGCUCAUCAUCAUCUUUCUGACCGUCCUGCUGCUGAAGCUGCGCAAGCGGCACCGCAAGCACACGCAACAGCGGGCGCCUGCCCUCUCGCUCAGCACCCUGGCCAGUCCUAAGGGGGGCAGUGGCACGGCGGGCACCGAGCCCAGCGACAUCAUCAUCCCCUUACGGACUACAGAGAACAACUACUGCCCCCACUAUGAGAAGGUGAGUGGGGACUACGGGCACCCUGUCUACAUCGUCCAGGAGAUGCCGCCCCAGAGCCCCGCGAACAUCUACUACAAGGUCUGAGGGCCCUGGCAGCCUCGGCCCCGAGGGACAGUCGGCCGGGACUGCACCUCUCCAUCCUCACCCACGUCCCUCCCCUUGCCAGCUGUGCCCAUCUUUGUAUUUAGUUUUGUAGUUUCUUGGCUUUUAUAAUCCCCCUUUUGCCCCGCCCCCUGGGCUUCAGAGGGGGGUGCUUGUGCCCCCAGCCCCCAUGCUCUUGUGCCUUCCCCCUCUGGCCAGGCCUUUGGGCUCUGCGGGGGCACCCCUUCUUGGAGGGCAGGGUCGGACGCUGAUGGACAGCAGGCAGGGAGACGCCCCCCCUGGCCCUGUGCCCCCUCGCCCCCUUUCUCCCUUCCCAGGACUUCUUGUCCGCUAUCAUCACUGUUUUUAAUGUUUCUGUGUUCAUUUUUUUCGCUGUCAACUCAUUUUCAUCUGUUCUCUUUUUUUUUUUUUUUAAGAAAAAUGGAAAAAUGGAAAAGACAGCCCCUCCCCAGGUUUUCUGAGCCCAGCCUUCCGCAGUAUCAGGGGCCUGGGGCAGGAUGUGGCCAGCCGGGAAGCAUAGGAUGGCAUUUCUUUUAUAAACUUGUUGGCGUAUUUUUUGUGGGGAGGGGACAGGCCAGGGCUGUUCUUGCCCACGAGGGAAGACAAGAGUGCCAUUGGGCAAGGUGUCUCACCCUCCCCCACUGACUCUCCUUCUGCAGUGCUGAUCUUGGCAAUGGGGUAGUGGCUGCCACCCUUCCACCAAAAAAAAAAAAAAAAAAAAAAAAAAAAAAA
Messenger RNA from Delphinapterus leucas (beluga whale), 2537 nucleotides. RefSeq names its product ephrin B1 (gene EFNB1). Lineage: Eukaryota; Metazoa; Chordata; Mammalia; Artiodactyla; Monodontidae. Gene Ontology annotation, biological process: ephrin receptor signaling pathway; axon guidance. Gene Ontology annotation, cellular component: plasma membrane. The record is from RefSeq and is a predicted model, not a curated record. Gene Ontology annotation, molecular function: ephrin receptor binding.